Ooceraea biroi (clonal raider ant) is the source of this 2721-nucleotide messenger RNA. Its product is annotated as armadillo repeat-containing protein 8. Gene Ontology annotation, cellular component: GID complex. Lineage: Eukaryota; Metazoa; Arthropoda; Insecta; Hymenoptera; Formicidae. The record is from RefSeq and is a predicted model, not a curated record. Gene Ontology annotation, biological process: proteasome-mediated ubiquitin-dependent protein catabolic process. Gene Ontology annotation, molecular function: protein binding.
AGACGCGAGCCCAUUUCAGAACGCGGGGACGCAGCCGCGGCGCAGCGCACGGUCGGGCUCGCGAGUGUUCGUGUACCACGGACGGGGAUUGUGUUUAACGGUUCCUCGUGGCAGCUGCUACGUCGGGAGGCCCCGAUCGAGCUGGACACUCUCCGCGGGACACUUAUGUGAGAACGCACGAGCGAGCGAGGCGAACAUGGUGUCGGUGAUGCAGCCGUACAUGGACAUCGAGAGCUCGAGGAGUUACAUCGACGAGCUAUACUCACCGGACCCGCAGAAGUGUCUCGAGGCGAUUAUAUGCCUCAAGAACUCGGUGAUCGGCAGCAACAGGCAAAAGGGUUCGGUCAUAGCUCAGGGUGUUGUGCCAAGACUGCUGCAACUGCUCGGAGACUCAUCCGGCACUAUCGGCGACCGCAUCAGAUUGGAGUCGGCUGUGACUCUGGGUUCCCUGGCGAAAGGCACGGAUCAGCAUGUCCUGGCACUCAUAGAUCUAGGUGUAGUUCCGUUGCUGCUGCAAGUCCUGCUCAUCGCACCGACCCCCGAGGCCCCCGCGGACGGCAAGAUGAGAGUGUUGGAUCUGCUGAACGAGGCCUGCCUGCGAUGCCUGCGCACGGUGUUCCAGCACGCGACGGCACCGAUACUCUCCAUCUUUCAGGACCCUGCCUUGGUGCCACGAUUGCUGUCGUUGACCAGUCGUUCGGUCACCUGUCAGAUCUGCGUCGCGACGAUCCUGACGACCGCGUGCAAGACAACAGAUGAGCAGAACGCUCUGUCCAAGGGCGGGGCGGUAGAGACGUUGGCGAUGCAACUGGACUCCCCGUUGCCCGAUGUGCAGUUGCCAGCUUUGGCCUGCCUGGCGAACAUGUGUUAUCAGAAUCACGCAGUGUCCGUGAUGGUCGCGUCGGCCAGCACGAGCAGCGCCAUGAACGGCAGACUGGUGCCCGUGGCGCUGGGUCAGCUGAUGGGCCGCGAGAGGAGCUCGCUGAUACAGCUGGAGGCCGCGAGAUGUAUCGCGUACAUGCACAGAGCCGGUGCGCUGCCGUCCACCGAUCCGCGAGUCGUGUACCGCGCGUUACCUUGCCUGGUGCGACUCUGCCACCGGGAUCGGCCACCCCGCGAGCGCGUUGCCGCAGCGGAGACGCUCGCGUACCUCACCGAGGUCGACACGGACCUGCAGCGCCUGGCGUCCAUCAGCAAUCACCUCAUACCGACACUGGCGGAGCUGCUACGACCGCACCCGCAAGUGCAGGACGCAACGCUGACGCAGGACAUGCGACAGGCUGCGUUCAGGGCGUUCGCAUCCCUCGGCGCCAACGACGAGGACAUUCGAAAGCGUAUUAUCGAAACGGAGAGUUUGAUGGAACAGGUUGUCUCGGGUCUCCAGGAUCCCGGUGGAUCCCGCGUUCGUUUAGCCGCAGUUAGAUGCUUGCACUCCCUCUCGAGGAGCGUGCAGCAGCUCCGCACGACAUUUCAGGAUCACGCAGUGUGGAGGCCACUCAUGCAGUUGUUGCACGGAGCGGACAAGGGGCUGGAGGGUAGAGGCGAAAGCGAAGAUGAUUUAUUAACUGUUGCCUCGAGUACUUUGUGUAAUUUACUAUUGGAGUUUAGUCCGAGCAAAGAGCCGAUUCUCGAGUCCGGCGGAGUAGAGUUAUUGUGUUCCCUCACUAAACGGCCGGACCCAGCGCUCCGACUGAACGGCAUUUGGGCCCUGAUGAACGUGGCUUUCCAAGCGGAGCAGCGGGUAAAGUCGCAAAUUCUCUCGUGCCUGGGUACCGAUCAGAUCUUCCGUCUGUUGGCGGAUCCGGAACUGGCCGUGCUGAUGAAAACGCUGGGCCUCUUGCGAAAUUUGCUCUCGACUAAGGCUCACAUAGAUCGCAUCAUGGGCGAGCACGCCGCACACGUGAUGCAGGCGGUCAUCCUGGUGCUCGAGGACCCGGAACACCCGGCGGACGUUAAAGAGCAAGCGCUCUGCAUCCUCGCGAACGUGGCCGACGGCGAUCGCGCCAGGGAUCACAUCAUGGCUAACGACGACGUGCUUAAGAAGCUGAUGGAUUACAUGAUGCAUAGCAACGUAAAGUUACAAGUCGCAGCGAUAUUCUGCGUGUGCAACCUAGUCUGGAGGGAGGAGCCCGGUGCCGCGCAACGGCAAGCGCGUCUGAGAGAAUUAGGAAUUUAUCGUAUCUUGCAGCAGCUACGUCAGACGAAAGAUACUCAGCUGUUUGAGAAAGUCAAGACUGCCAUAGCGCAAUUUUACGACGCUUGAAUAAAGCUGGAGCGAAAACCUCAGCGAACGAAGAUUUAGAUCAUGAUUUCAAGUGUCUUUUUUAUAAUUGAAGUAUAUAUAUAUUACGGGCGUUUUAGCGUUAAUACUGUGAUUACUUCGGUUGACGACGUUGACAAGUGCUCGAGAGAGUUAUGACACACACACACACACACACAGUGAAGAUGAAGAUGACGACAUUUCCGAGCCUGUGCCUGUAAUCUGUCCAUAGUAUUUAUUUAACUUAAGUAUGGAGAAAAAGAGAGUUAUAUACACAUUUGUACGUAUAUAUGUGAAAUUCGUUUGUGCUUAUAUUGAGAGGGAGAGAGAGAUAUACGUUGACGAGCAUUAAUUCGCAAUUUCAUUCGUUUACAAGCAGAGGCUUCGGAUGUUGUGGAUUGUCAGAUGUGCACCGAGAGAGAGAGAAAGAGAGAGAAAGAGAGAGAAUUAGAAGGGGACGA